GUCCCGCCUGAUUCCCGGAAACAGGUCCAACCGACUGUUUCGGGAGAUGACCUCGAGGACGAGGGAAGAGGCUUUGGCGGAAUGGAUCUCAGCUCGAGCGGAGCGGAGGAGGGCCUUGGAGAAGCUCAGUGGAGCCGGGGCAGGGGAGGCGGACCUCCUAAAUGCUUUUCCCUUCCUGGGAGGCGUAAAGGGGCUUCUCAAGAAGGGUCCCAAAUCCCGAUCUCCCGCAGCCCCCCCGAGGUCAGAUGAGGGGCCCUCGGGGGGAGGGAGGGAGGGAUCCCCAAAGGGAGGAGAGGAAGGGGGGCCCGAACCAUCCGGGCGUGAGGAGGGAUCCCGCCCCAAGAGAAGGGAGCUCCUCGAGAAAUCGAGGAGGGAGGCCAAGGAGGGGAUGGCUCCCUUUUCUCUUGUCUCCCAAGUGGCCGGCCUGACCUCCCAGGAGGGGGUCCACAUCACCUCUGCAAUGGGGGUGUCAGACACGGAGCUGGAGGCGAUUUUGGCGCGGAGAGGGGGGUCCGGGAGCCAGAUCAGGACCUCCGAAUCAUCAGACUCCGAACCUGUGGACUGGGAUUGGAUUAGGGCGCUCUUUGUUGACCGCAUUGCUGUUGAAGUUGCCAAGGUUUAG
Messenger RNA from Acanthoscelides obtectus, 622 nucleotides. NCBI's taxonomy places the organism in Eukaryota, Metazoa, Arthropoda, Insecta, Coleoptera, Chrysomelidae. The record is from the annotation of a GenBank genome assembly.